Messenger RNA from Cladophialophora carrionii CBS 160.54, 192 nucleotides. RefSeq lists its product as uncharacterized. The transcript has a single exon. Lineage: Eukaryota; Fungi; Ascomycota; Eurotiomycetes; Chaetothyriales; Herpotrichiellaceae. The record is from RefSeq and is a predicted model, not a curated record. The coding region runs from base 1 to 192 and encodes 63 amino acids.
AUGCAACGCAUCUCCUACCGCUCGACGGUGCUGGCCUCGGAGACCUCAACCCGGGAUAUGCACAAAGCGUUCGAGGCGUCUCCACGGCCCAAAUUCGCAUCAUCCUCUGAUCGACGACAAUACCCCGAGCACCAUCCUCCUCCACCUCCGCCAUCGCCAGUUCACUGGACUCGCGAGAAACAAAGCCGCUAA